Messenger RNA from Ambispora leptoticha, 553 nucleotides. NCBI's taxonomy places the organism in Eukaryota, Fungi, Glomeromycota, Glomeromycetes, Archaeosporales, Ambisporaceae. The record is from the annotation of a GenBank genome assembly.
UUUUUCUUCAACUGACUCAAGAAACACCUCCAAUUGAGAUAUCUGGCUCUGAAGUGGAUUCAACCCAUUGGAUCCCACUUUCUAUAUUUCUUGAUCCUCAGAUAACUCAAAAAUGGAAUCCAGCUUCAAUCGAUUUAUCAUCUCGAAUUGCCCCAAGAUCAUGGAUUAUCCAAUGUGUAUUAAAAACAUUUAUUGGCCGUAUGCACUUUCAUUGUAUCGAUUUACCACAAAUAAGUUCCAAUGCGUCAUCAAUAUCUGGUAAUAACAAUAAUCGAUCAUGGACUAUCUCAGAUAUUGAAACUUCAAAAACAUUAUCGACACGUCCAGAUAUUCAGAUUGGAUCGGUCACAACGUUACGGUUAUGGGGACUUACACUACAAAUGACUAGUGAUUUGAUAGAUAUGAUGUAUAAGCCCGAUGAAGUUCCACCCAGGAGAUUAGACGCUUUUAGGCCAAAAUUUGAUUAUUGGGACGUUAAUUUUUUUAGUUGGUUAUUUCUGAAAAGUAAUCGAGGAAAUUACAGAAGACAGCAGGUGGAUUUUGCAUCAAGAAG